Molecule: messenger RNA, 1358 nt
Organism: Terrapene triunguis (Three-toed box turtle)
Lineage: Eukaryota; Metazoa; Chordata; Testudines; Emydidae
Product: calcium-binding mitochondrial carrier protein SCaMC-3-like
Exons: 9
Coding region: 1-1293 (430 amino acids)
Biological process (GO): transmembrane transport
Cellular component (GO): mitochondrial inner membrane
Molecular function (GO): calcium ion binding; ATP transmembrane transporter activity
Source: RefSeq, a predicted model, not a curated record
AUGAAGCUGGAGCCCUCGCUCCCCGCUCUGGCCCUUGGGAUCGGUCCCCGGGGGUGGGCGCCGGCCCGUGAUGGGAAAAGGGGCAGGGAUGCCGUGCGGUGUGUGGGCAGCGGGGAGAUGAGAAGCAGGCGCAGCUGGCGUCAUGCCCUGGCAAUUUUUAGCCUGGAAGGCCAGAUCGACGUGUCCGAGAUCCAGCAGACAUUCCACGGCCUCGGAGUCUACAUCUCUCUGCAGCAGGCAGAGAAAAUCCUCCAAAGCAUGGACAAGGACGGCACCAUGACCAUCGACUGGCACGAGUGGAGAGACCACUUCAUCCUCAACCCGCUGGAGAACAUGGAGGAGGUCGUCCACUAUUGGAAGCACUCCACGGUCCUGGACAUCGGCGAGUGCCUGACGGUCCCUGACGAAUUCUCCGAGAAGGAGAAGAGGACGGGGAUGUGGUGGAAGCAGCUGCUCGCGGGCGCCAUGGCUGGGGCCGUCUCCAGAACGGGAACCGCCCCGCUGGACCGGCUUAAAGUUUUCAUGCAGGUUCACGCCUCCAAGACCAACAACAUGAACGUGUUUGGGGGGCUGAAGGGCAUGAUCCAGGAGGGGGGCGUCCGCUCCCUCUGGCGCGGCAACGGGGUCAAUGUGCUGAAGAUCGCGCCUGAGUCUGCCAUCAAGUUCAUGGCCUAUGAGCAGAUCAAGCGGGCGAUUCGUGGGCAGCAGGAGACGCUGCGGGUGCAAGAAAGGUUUGUGGCCGGCUCACUGGCCGGUGCCACUGCUCAGACAAUCAUCUACCCCAUGGAGGUGCUGAAGACCCGGCUGACCCUGCGGAAGACGGGUCAGUACUCGGGGGUGGCCGACUGCGCUAAGAAGAUCCUGCAGAAGGAGGGAAUCCGGGCCUUUUACAAGGGCUACCUGCCCAACGUACUGGGCAUCAUCCCCUACGCCGGCAUCGACCUGGCUAUCUACGAGACGCUGAAGAACAUGUGGCUUCAGAAAUACAGCAGGAACACAGCGGACCCCGGCAUCCUGGUGCUCCUGGCCUGCGGGACGAUGUCCAGCACCUGCGGGCAGAUCGCCAGCUACCCCCUGGCCUUGGUGAGGACCCGGAUGCAAGCCCAAGCCUCCAUCGAGGGCGCCCCGCAGCCCACCAUGCUGGGCCUCUUCAAGCACAUCCUGUCGCGGGAGGGGGUGCUGGGCCUGUACCGGGGCAUCGCCCCCAACUUCAUGAAAGUGAUCCCGGCCGUCAGCAUCAGCUACGUCGUCUACGAGAACAUGAAGCAGGUGCUGGGCGUGACGUCCAGAUGAACCCGCCGGCCCGGCGGGGCCUGGAUGCCCCUGCCCCACCGCUUGCCCCCCGCCCCCUCGGUGCG